Messenger RNA from Hyposmocoma kahamanoa, 2211 nucleotides. RefSeq lists its product as uncharacterized. Bases 132 to 1940 code for a protein of 602 amino acids. The record is from RefSeq and is a predicted model, not a curated record. The transcript is spliced from 10 exons. Gene Ontology annotation, molecular function: GTPase activity; GTP binding; calcium channel regulator activity. Gene Ontology annotation, cellular component: plasma membrane. NCBI's taxonomy places the organism in Eukaryota, Metazoa, Arthropoda, Insecta, Lepidoptera, Cosmopterigidae.
GGUCCCAUGGUUGCUGCUGAUUGACCGUCCUGACAGUACAUCCUCCGACUGAAAGCUGUGCCACGGCUGACAACCUAAAAGUACACAGUGCGGUAUAGUGAGAUGAGUGACAUGCAGUGAAUUUGAUCAACAUGGCAGUGAACAGUCCCGGCGGGUAUCCGCCUGUGUCUCCCAAACCACUCACACCCAAAAGCCCCCGCCAUUUCGUCUUUCCCCAAAAGAGUCCUUCCUUCGCAUCAAGCACGUCUUCUUCAGGGUACUAUACUCCCCAGUCAGGCUGCAGCUAUGACAAACAACAUCCUCCAAAAUCCCCUAUCGCCCACGGUCAUAGAAGUCCAAUGAGCCCACGUCACUUUAACUUUCCUCAAAAGUCGCCAUCAGGCAGAUCCAGUCCUUGUAACUUCGAGAGAAUCUCGCAUAGUCAAGGAUUGCACUAUUCAGCUUCCCUAAAACACAGCCGCAGGGAAAAAUCGCGCUCCCCAAAGCCACCCCCCGUACAUAUCACUACAAAUCCUGGCUACGUGUCACCCAAUCGCACAAGAAAAUUGUACAGUUCCACUUCCACUGUCAGCUCACCACGUCUUGUGACGUCACCCAGUAUUGUUUCCAGUCACACGGAUGAUUCCAUGGACGCCAUGCCUGGAACUCCGUCCGCAAUAGCUCAAGAUGCCGACGAUGAAAUGACAACGACGUCUUCGAGAAUUUGCUGUCGAAAAUCAACAUCGGACCUGACCGAUUUCACUGAUGAUACGCCACAAACAAGGUCCACAAGUAUAAGCAGGCCAUGCUCACCCAUGAGAAGGGGUUCCAUGAAGGGAGGCCUUGCUUACUUAGCCAGUAGACGCGGUUCCAGAGAAUCGACGGUAUCCAAUUGCGAUUCUGUCGAAGAUAUUGGUCCGCUCAACUUUCAGAACACGAUGCGGGGCAGACAAAGACGGACGUCCAACUUUCUGGAAUUACCAGUGGUGGAGCACUCCCGGCCUCGAGUAUGCUCGCUUCCCGAAAAGCCGUACAACCCUCGCCUCUCCGAUGACCUGUACAGACUCAGGACCUUUUCCAUCACGACCAAGGGAGGCGUCGUCAACUGCGGUGACUCUAUCUGCAACAGACGGAGUCGAUCUAAUACUUCAGUCAAUUCUACUAAUAGCAGGGCGUCGGACCGCUCUCCAUUCGACGGAUCGUGCUGCUCUGGUUACAGGCCUGUGGACUCCGCAAGUCUGGACACGCCUGACGAAGACGACAUACUGCCCAUACCAAAAAACAGGGUGGUACUUUUGGGCGACGCAGGCGUCGGCAAGACGGCUCUUGUCUCGCAAUUUAUGACGUCAGAGUACAUGAACACGUACGAUGCGAGUCUAGUUAAGUUAAACGAUGAAUUCGGUGAGAAGUCUGUGUCGGUUCUCUUAGAUGGGGAGGAGUCCGAGCUGAUAUUCAUUGAUCAUCCCAGCACGGAGAUGUCGGUGGAGAAUUGUCUAUCAACUUACGAGCCUCACGCCUGCGUAGUGGUCUACUCGGUCGUGGCCAGGAGCUCAUUCACAAGGGCGGCUGAGAUCCUCGCGUACCUAUCCCGGGAACAGUUUACUGUCGAGAGAACAGUUGUGUUGGUCGGCAACAAAGCUGAUUUGGCACGGGCAAGACAGGUUACUACUAACGAGGGGAAAGCCCUGGCGACAUCGCGAGACUGCAAGUUCAUAGAAACAUCGUCGGGUAUCCAGCACAAUGUGGACGAACUACUGGUUGGCAUUCUGAAGCAGAUCCGGCUGAAGGAGAGUCGUGAUAAGAAGUUGUCUAAGAAACAGAAACCUGUCAAGGAGAAGACAACAAAACUGGCGAGCUCCCGCACCCACAUAUCUCUGAACAUCGCCCGCGAGCUGCUUCACAAGAUUUGUAUCAACGACAUUUCAAAGUCAAAAUCCUGCGAAAAUCUACAUGUGCUGUAAUUGCUCUAAGAUGAUUAUGGGCGCCUGGUACUUUUGGUUUACGUUGAAGAGGAUAGUCUUGCGAGCGCGCACUAUACAAAGGAAAUUUAUUUAUUCAAUCUCGAUUUAAGUAAUGGAACUUAAUGACAUGAUUUAGAAAUUAUUAUCCAAGUUAGUGGUUUAUUAGUAUUCCGUCAGUUACAAAAUAAUAGGCUUAUAAUUUUCUGAUAAUUAUUAUUUAGAAACAAAUGAACACGUAAUAUGAAAAGAGGGUGAAAAUAAUUCGAAACAA